AUUAGCUCCACAGAAGCCAUCCAGUUUCUGAAAAAUGAUGCUUACUUAUUUUUUUGCCUUUUUUGCCUUGACUGUUGCAUUUCCUAUCAAUGACAGGCUUGAGGAAGACCUGGUGCUCCCCCAGAUACCAGAGGAGGCCAACUCUCGCUUUGCCAUGCUAGAGGAUGUACGCCUACUGGCCAACGGGCUGCUCCAGCUUGGCCACAGCCUUAAGGAGUUUGCCCACAAGACUAAGGGUCAGAUCAAUGAUAUCUUCCAGAAGCUCAGUUUCUUCAACAAGUCGUUCUACCAACUGUCGGCUGUAGCCAGUGAAAUCCGGGAAGAGAAGGAAACACUAAGGAAGACCACAGAUGUCCUCAAGGCCAACAAUGAGGAGGUCCUAAGCCUGUCACACAAGAUGAGCUCCAGGAUGAGUGGUCUCCUGCAGGACCGAAGCCAGCUGCAGAGGAAGGUAGUGGAGUUGGAGGAAAAGCUCAGUAGUCUGAGCCACAACCAGCUCCCAGAGGAGCAGAUGGCUGAGUUGACUGCUCUCAAGGAUGUCAUAGAUGCACAGGAGAAGUCUAUUAUAGACCUGUUGAAGGCUAUGAAGGAGCAGCAUGAGCAGCUCAACCACCAGAAGAUCAAGCUCAAAAUCCUGGAGGAGAAGUUAGAUGAGGACAAUGUCCAAGAGACAUCUAAGCGAAGUGUCAGUUUCAACACUGAAACACUUGGUGUUAUGGAAUAUUUAUUGAAUAAUUCAACCAGCGCAAACUUUGACACAAAUGAUCUUGCAAAGGACUGCCAAGAGGUUUUCAGAAGAGGAGUGAGGGUCAGCGGUGUGUACCCUAUCAAGCCAAAUGAGUCCCUGCCUUUCAACGUCUACUGCGAAAUGGCUGCAGAAGGAGGGUCUACUGUCAUCCAGCGUAGGAAUGAUGGCUCUGUGGAUUUUGACCAGACUUGGGAGAAAUACGAAAAUGGAUUUGGAGACUUCAACAGAGACUUCUGGCUUGGCCUGCAGAAGAUUCUGGCCAUCACUCGUCAGGGUGACUAUAUACUGCGCAUUGAGCUGGAUGACUGGAAACUGGGGAGGCGUUUCGCUGACUACCAAUUCACCCUGGGGGGCCCCACUUCACACUAUACCCUCCACUUGGAACACAUGGCCGGUGACCUGCCGGAUGCCAUGAAUAACAACACAAACAUGGGCUUCUCCACUAAAGACCAGGACCAUGAUAACAAUGGCGACGGCAACUGCGCUCAGAACUACUCAGGUGGCUGGUGGUUCAAUGCAUGCGGCAACAGCAACCUGAAUGGGAAGUACACGCACGGCCGGCAAAGGGGCCGCUCAGAGCGGAGGAAAGGAAUUUACUGGAAACCCAGUGCAAAGGGCUCUUUCAGCCCCAGGUCAACUAAGAUGUCUCUCCGUCCUGCUUCCUCAGUUCGUGGGCCCCAUUAGAGUCUAAACUUCACUGUAAUUCUGCUGAACAGAGAGACACAGGAGGAGUGUACAGUUGAGUCAGGUGGCAUGCAUGUAGCCAGUCCAGCUCAUUCUGAUGCAACAGCUUUCAGGAGGGGGUUAGUAGAACACCAGAAGAGCAUUGUGCAACCAUCAGAGUCAGCAGGGAGCUAAGCAGUUAGGGUUCUUUUCAGGACAGUCAUUCCUGAAUUAGCUUAUAGCAAUGACAGGACUAAUAUCUCAAAAAAUGCGUAUUUGGAAAUGAAGAUGAAAUCAUUACAUUGCUUAAGUUAGACUACACUACUAUUCAUAUACCCAGUAGGGCAUCUGGGUGAAUUAGGUCAGGUGUCCUUUUAUGAUGCUGAUAAGCUAUUAAUAAAGGCCUUCUUUUCUAGGCUUACUCUGCCAGAAUUGUUUUCGUUGUGUUUCAACCUAGCCCUAUAUUUAAACAUAUUUCCAUGCUUUAAUAAUAUGGAGAAGACCAGCAAUAUGGUGAUAGUGAACAAUGAAAAAGUUCUAUCAUUUACAGAAAAAACUGAAUUACUGAGUCAUAUUGACUUCAAACAAUAGGUUUUAUUUGUACUGUAUGUAUUUUCUUACAAAUUUUGUAAAUGACAUGUUUAUGGAUUCUAAUAAAUCAUAUUUAUG
Molecule: messenger RNA, 2080 nt
Organism: Scleropages formosus (Asian bonytongue)
Lineage: Eukaryota; Metazoa; Chordata; Actinopteri; Osteoglossiformes; Osteoglossidae
Product: angiopoietin-related protein 3-like
Exons: 7
Coding region: 35-1432 (465 amino acids)
Biological process (GO): phospholipid catabolic process; phospholipid homeostasis; triglyceride homeostasis
Source: RefSeq, a predicted model, not a curated record